AUGGACCCUCUGAUAGGAAUAGCAGAUGCAGAUGCCCCGAUCCAGGAUCCGCGGGAAUACUAUCUGAGAGUGUUUGGUGCCAGGCUUGCCCAGGUUACGGGUGAGUGGAAACUAGCAGUGGAGAAGACGGAAAAUAGUGUCGAUAAGCACAACCAGGUACUGUAUGUUUCCACUGCCUCGUUGUCACUAGCUUUCACGGGGGACUCGGCAAUCCAGUGGUGGCGCAAAGACUUCUUGUGGCGCCAGCUUUUCAAAGUCCCAGACGAGAGCCGCCGUUGCUACCCCGUUUCCGAAAGCACCUUUGGCGAAUCCAGCCGCGAAGCAAAGGAAGACUUCCAGACACCCAAGCGAUCAGUCGCUGAUCCCCUUUCCGAGGUGGAGAGGGUCCUGGCUGAUGAUGUCCACUCUCGCGUCUUCUCUGGGCUGCCACUGUGUUGGCCGCUGUUUAUAGCCAUGGAAGGCGAACUUCACGAGCUGCAGAGACUUCAGAAGGCUCUUGAGAGAGUGGAAAAAGGCCUCAAAACAACCGCGGAGACGCUCAACAGCAAACUCGCGCUUGAGCCCACGCAACACUCGCUCAUGACAGCAACAAGCUCACACGCCAUGCAAAUCGGACAUGACAGCAAAAUUCUCUCACUCAUGAUGAUGCUAUAUAUAUCACACUUUGCGUUAGCUGCAAAUUUCUUCUCGAUGGAUGGCAAGGUCAUGCCAUUUCGGCCGCCGAAUCCCAGGUCAUUUCUCGGUGUUCUCCUCUUUUUCGCCGCCAUGGGCGCCCUUCCUCUCUUGGUCACCUGGUUCUCAAACCGGGUGCUGAAGUGGCGUGGGAGGAUUCAUUCAAUAGCACCUCUGGAUGAACUACAUCUCGACUUGGGACAACGCCGCCCUCCGACCACAGACGAAGAGAACAGGCCAGGCUAGAGCCAUACCGCUUUGUGCGACAUGUUGUUACCCUCUUCGACGGAUCUCAAUCACAAUAUUAGCAAGGACUCAGGCCACACGAUUGCCCUUGCCGAGUUGAGAGGGUGUUGGACGCCAGAGAUUUGGUCUACGUUCAAGAAACAUCUCAGAGGCAAUACGAGUCAUGUUUACUGAAGUAAUUGCCAAAUGUUAGCUCCAAGCUUGAAAAGCGAGCAACUCGCUCCGUGGUGCUGCCACAUUGACUUCAAAUUGGGAUAUCCAAGAAAGGGCUGCUUACGUUUAACCACUCCAACACUGAUGUUACACAUGCUACCAGGAUCGACGAAUGGAUAUCUUAAUGCAAACAACGUCGUACGCGAAGCCAGCGAAGCGGCCUAGGCUUUUGGGAUUUGAGCUUCAGACGGAAUACGAUUGGCG
Molecule: messenger RNA, 1335 nt
Organism: Cladophialophora immunda
Lineage: Eukaryota; Fungi; Ascomycota; Eurotiomycetes; Chaetothyriales; Herpotrichiellaceae
Exons: 6
Coding region: 1-918 (305 amino acids)
Source: RefSeq, a predicted model, not a curated record